Messenger RNA from Oikopleura dioica, 390 nucleotides. The record is from the annotation of a GenBank genome assembly. NCBI's taxonomy places the organism in Eukaryota, Metazoa, Chordata, Appendicularia, Copelata, Oikopleuridae.
AUGAAUCCAGUUGAAGCUGAAGCUAGAGAAAACUGCUGGCCCGUACAAGCGGAGAUUUCUGGUUAUCGAACUGAUCUUUGGCCUACCCGAUACUUUGUCCGUGCGACCCCUGUUGAGGGUGGUUUGCGAAUCGACGAGAAACUACCUGCCUGGUACAAUCGUCUUGAAGAAGGUGUCGAAUUCACCGCCUUUGUGAGCGACCAAACUUUCAACUUGAACAACCCCGAGGAGAAAGCGUACUUUGAGUCGCUUGAGAAGAAGUUUAAGCGAAAAACCGGCGUCAUCUGGCUCACCGACUGCCUGGAUCGUAAGAAGGCGGGCUACGAGCCUGAGGGAAAAACCAAGGGACUCUUUGUUGCCCGGGCUUUUACAGCAUGCCCAACUAUUUAG